Molecule: messenger RNA, 6380 nt
Organism: Tupaia belangeri chinensis (Chinese tree shrew)
Lineage: Eukaryota; Metazoa; Chordata; Mammalia; Scandentia; Tupaiidae
Gene: NWD2
Product: NACHT and WD repeat domain containing 2
Exons: 7
Coding region: 4-5232 (1742 amino acids)
Molecular function (GO): protein binding
Source: RefSeq, a predicted model, not a curated record
GCGAUGUGGCCGGCAGGAGCGGGCACCAAGCUGCCCUGUCCCCGGGACUCUGCGCUCCGGAGGGCGGCGUUCUCCGGGAACCUCACGGCCCUGCCUUCUCACCUCGUGCCCGCCGGCCGCAGCGUCCGGGUUUUCAUCAGCGCCAACCCUGAAGACACAGGAGCAGAAAGGCAGGCACUAAAAGAAAAUGUGUAUCCUAAACUGAGGGAAUUCUGCAGAGAAAACUAUGGAUUGGAAUUUCAGAUCAUAGAUCUGUACUGGGGAGUUGAAGAAGAUGAAUGGGACAGCCCAGAGCUCCAGAAGACCCGCAUGAAGCUGCUGGAGGAUUGCUUGAAAACUUCUGCAGGUCCAUGUUUUGUUGGACUGUUAGGUGAAAAAUAUGGAAACAUCCGAAUCCCCGGAGAGGUUGAAGCCUCAGAGUUUGAAAUGAUUUUGGAUGCUGCCGUAGAAGCCAAGCUGGAGACCAAGUUGCUGGAAGACUGGUACUGUCGGGACGAGAACUCUGUGCCUGCAGCUUAUUACCUCAGACCCAGAUCCGAAAUGCUAAAAAGCAAUAAAAAUAUGAUGCCGCCUUCUGACAGUGCUGAAAGUGAGAAGACCUGGCAAGAGGUAUCAGAUGAGAUCAAAAAGAUAUUUAAAGCUGCUGUAAAACUGUUGCAGGAAAAGGGUAGAAUGAAACAUGGCCAAGCUAAGAGGUACCUGUUCUCAGCUAUAGAAGAUGAGUUCGACUUUGCUCUAGGAAAGCAAACACCAGCAUUUCUAAAGAAGUGUGUUUGCUACAUUAGGAAAAUUGCUAACAUUGAGCGUUUUGUGAAGAUCCCAGAGAUGGGAAAAUAUAUGGAUAUAACUGGAACAGAACCACGGAUUAUUCGAGACCCAGAGGCUCAAGAGAAGCUGAUAAAACUCAGGGAUGAGUUUAUUCCUACAAUUGUUGCGUCAUCCAACCUGAGAGUGUACACAUCUGUUACUCACUGUGACAUGAAACUAGGCUAUUCCCAAGAGAUAGAGAACCAUUACAUAGAAGGGCUUGGUAAGCAAUUUUAUGAGGACAUGAUUGAUAUAAUUCAGGCAACCGUGCAACAGAAUUUUGACACGGAAACUGAUACACUUUAUGAUGAAAUCCUUCAGCAUUCAUCAUUAUGCAAGACCUAUGCUUCCUUCUAUGAGUAUAAGUGUGAAUCUCUAAACAUUGUGCACAGAUACAUCCUACCAAGCAAAACUGGGCACAUCAACCCUCUCAUUGUAUAUGGUGGACCAUGCACUGGGAAGACCCUUCUGUUGGCUGAAGUAGCAAAGAAGGCUUAUGGCUGGCUACAUGAAGACACAGGACCAGAGUCUGACCCAGUAGUAGUUGUGAGAUUUCUAGGAACAACGAACAUGAGUACCGACCUUCGGACUCUCCUUCUAAGUGUCUGUGAACAACUGGCUAUUAACUACCGGUGUUUGGUUCAAAGCUACCCUAAGAAGAUCCAUGACCUCCGUGACUUAUUUAUAAACCUUUUGAAUGAGUCUUCAUUACAGAGACCUCUAGUAAUAAUAUUUGAUGCCCUCGAGCAGCUCUCAGAAAAUGAUGAUGCCAGGAAGCUUUGGUGGCUCCCUGCUCACCUUCCCCGCUUUGUACGGAUAGUUCUCUCUACACUGCCCAACAAAUAUGGAAUCCUGCAGAAACUAAGGUGCCUUAUCCAUGAAGAAGAUAACUACAUCGAGCUGAUUCCCCGGGACAGGAAGAUGUGCAGCCAAGUCCUCAAACACCAGCUGCUGCGAGUCAAAAGGAAGGUCACCUCGGGCCAGCAGAUUUAUGUCAACAAUGCGUUCUCCAAGUGUACGCUGCCAAUGUUUGUGAACCUGACCUUCAGGGAGGUGAAGCAUUGGAGAUCUCACAAAGACGUUGAUGAGUCCUCCCUUUGUGUCACUGUUCAUGAAAGCAUAGAGCAGUUAUUUUGGUCCUUGGAGAAGAGGUGUGGUCAGAAACUGGUCUCCAGAGCUCUUGGUUACAUCACCAUGGCCAAAAUGGGUCUCAGUGAAAUGGAACUGGAGGAUGUGUUAGCCUUAGACAACAAUGUCAUGAAUGAGCUCCAUGAGAACACCAGGCCCAGCAAUCCCCUGAGAGUACCUUAUGUAUACAUUGCAAGACUCAAGGAGGGGCUCAGCGGAUACUUAAUAGAAAGGCAUGUGAAGAAUGUCACCCUCCUGGUCUGGGCCAACAGACACCUGCAUCUCAUAGCUCAGAAGCUGUAUCUGCAGGAUGAAAGUGACCUGCGUAAAAUGCACACCAUCCUGGCAGAUUAUUUUCUGGGGGUCUGGUCAGGGGGCAGGAGGAAAGCGUUCUGUCUUGAGGACCCUUACUUGAAUGGCUGCCUUGAUUUGGAGAGCAGAGGCCUACUCGAGGAAGAAAAACACUUCAUGGAACAGGCUUCCUUUGACAGGCAGGCCCCCGACCAGCCCUGGGUUUUCCAGUGCAAUCCGCUGGAGCCUGACAUCUUCUUUGUCAAUCAUCGGAAAAUGUCUGAGCUUUUGUACCACCUGACAAGGUGUGGGAAAACAGAUGACCUGCUUUAUGGUAUCAUCAUGAACUUCAGCUGGCUGUACACCAUGAUCAAAAUUGGCCAGUUUGACCAAGUGCUUUCAGACAUUGAGCUGGCUUAUAAUUACUCCCAAGAGAAGGAACUGAAGUUCCUGGCUAGCACCCUCCGUAGCAUCAAAACCAAGGUCAUUGCAUUUCCUGGCUCCCUUUCUGCAGAGCUUCAGCAGAGACUUCUGCCUGUCAUAAGCUCCCUGCCCAAACUUAGACACCUUCUUUUAGAAUGUGACAAAGACGGGCCCAAAUACUGCUCCAUCGUGCCAUUGCAUUCAUCCAUGGAUGUGACAUAUAGCCCUGAACGUCUUCCCUUGUCAUCCAGUCACCUACAUGUCACAGAGAUCCUGCCUACCUGUAACCCCAGCACUGUCCUCACAGCUUUAGAAAAUGGUUCCAUCAGCACAUGGGAUGUGGAAACACGCCAGUUACUCAGGCAGAUCACUACAGCUCAGUCCGUCAUCCUGGGCAUGAAACUGACCAGUGACGAAAAGUACCUUGUAGUGGCUACAACGAAUAACACCUUGUUGGUUUAUGACAAUGUCAAUUCUUGUCUCUUAUCUGAAGUGGAAAUCAAAGGGACCAAGCAUGGAAGUGGCUCUACCUACAUCAAUGGAUUUACAUUGUCUGUCAACCAUGCCCUUGCAUGGCUUGAAGCCAGCAAAGAUGUCACUGUCAUUGACCUGCUCUAUGGAUGGCCCCUUUACCAGUUCCACUGCUGGUAUGAAGUGACGUGUGUCCAGUGCUCUUUGGAUGGUGCAUAUGCUUUCUGUGGACAGUACCUGAACACCACCACCAUAUUUCAUUUAGGGAGUGGAGAAAAGUUAUGUACAGUGACAUCUGAGUUUUCAGGUGGCUUUGUAAAGUUUCUUCUUAUCUUGGACACGGCUCAAGAGAUGGUCAUGGUAGAUAGUGAAGGAAGUCUUUCUGUUUGGAAUACUGAGGACGUCUCCAAUCCCCAGCUAACUGAUGACUUUGACUGCCGAAGAGAAGACAGUGAGGUGGUCAGCAUCGAACUUUCAGAGGACCAAAGUGCAGUUCUGAUCUGCAAAGCCCUCAGCAUUGAGCUCCUGGAUACCAGCAUGUGGAAAGUGGCUGAAAAGUUCAGAGCUAAGCACAAUGAACGCUUUAUAUCUGCCGUGUUGUCCAAAAAUGGAGAUUGCAUCAUUGCAACCAUGGAAAAUACCUCAGCCGUGUUUUUUUGGCGGCGGGACACAGGACAGUGUAUGGCAAGUCUACAGGAAAUCUCAGGUACCAUAGUUAAAUUGGUGAAAUCUAGUCACCAUAACAUGCUACUCUCAUUAUCAACCAGUGGUGUUCUUUCCAUUUGGGACAUAGAUAUAAUCACAGCUAUGUCCAACAUAGAUAAGACUGGAAAACCCAUCCAAAGUCUGGUGUUACCUGCUAGAGGAGAAAUCAUUUACUCCCUCGAUGGCUCUGAUUGUGUUCACAAGUGGAACUUCAGCAGUGGGUUCAUCGAAGCGGUAUUUAAGCAUGAAGGAAUAGUUGAACACUGUGUGUUGACAUCUGCUGGAGACAUAAUGGUGACAUCGGAUGACAAGAGCAGCCAGUAUGUCUGGCACACCAACAGUGGUGAAAACCUCUUCCGAAUUAAUGGACAGAGAAUAUCUCAGCUGCUGAUUACACACAAUGAUCAGUUUGUGGUCUCCCUCUGUGAGGAAAAUGCCUCCAGGGUGUGGAGACUGGCCACAGGCCACCGGGUUUGCAACAUUCUGACCACUUUGCAAAAUGCCUUCAUUACUUCUGCAAAUACCUUCGUGGUGGGAAUGACUAAGAGCAAAGUGUUGGCCGUCAGUCUCUGGACAGGAAGUAUCACCAAGAAAUUUUGCUGUGAAGACGGAACCAGCAUUGUGAAUUUCAAAUUGAUCCCCGACUGCCCUGACAUCAUAGUAUUUAUCACAUCAGCUGAGACCGUGAACAUCUGGAGUCUGACAGAUGAAGUGAUCUGUCGACGCGUGCAACUUCCAAACAACUUCUUGAAAAAUCUGGAGGAUUUUGAAAUUUCUCCCAAUGGCAAGCUAGGCAUUAUAUCCAGGGGAGAUGAAAAUAUCAAUGUGCUGGAUUUACACAGUGGUAAACUACGGGUGGUUCAUGCCUCUGGGGUCAUCUGGCGGCAGAAAUUGUCUCGAGAUGGCCGCUACCUGGUAUACAUUUGUUUCCAAAAUGGGGAGGAGGAGGAUGAAAAUGGUGCAAUAUCUAGUUUAAUUGUAAUGAGACUGGCUGAUGGCAAAAACAUCGGUGCUUGUUCCCUUUACAAAACGCCAACUUUCCUUGCACUCUCUCAGAGACAUCUGAACAUCAUUGUGGGCUUUGACGAUGGGAGCAUCGGGAUAUACACAGUAGUGGACCGUGUAGACGCUGCACUAAAAAUUAAAAUAGCCACUUCCAAUAGUAGGCAAAUUUUUAACAAUGCAACACAGACAGCUAGGCCAAAGUGUAACAGUUAUUGUUUUAAGGUGUCUGUGGAUUGCUUGUGGAGAGAAUCUACAGAGGUCUUUGCAAGAGACAGCCCCAUCACAGUGAGUGACUCCUCUGAGCCCAAUGAAGCAACACCGUCCAAGAAACACAACUCUUGUUAUGACCGGGUGUGCUCUGCCCUAGAAUCCAGGGGCCACAGCUUUGCUCCUGAUAACUGAUAUUCUGCUUAACAGAAACACACGAUCCAUGUACAAAAGAAAAACAAAAUGUGUCUUUUGUAUCUCAAAUGAUAAACUACCCAUUCUCUGACAAACAGGUAAGACGCUGGAAUUCCAGUUAACACCCUCAUGAGAUGUACAGAAACCCAUGAGAUUGGUUUUGGGUGCAGUAUUCUUGUCAAAUUGUAAUCAACAAUGAAGGAAUGACAGAGAAUUUCUAUAAGUAAUAUGUAAAUGGCAACUUCAACUGAAAGAUAGAUGGUAAAAGUUUUCAAAUGACCUGUGGAGUGAAAAAGCAACAUGAUUCAUCCCAUGGGUUCAUAUGAGAAAGGAUAGAGUUAUAGACAGAACUUUAGACUGGAUCUCAUUUCUACAAUCAAUUGAAAUCACGAAGAAAAAGAGCUGUUUGACUUUGAGUGAUUGUGUGAUACGUAAACACAGCCUUAAUCUCUCUACAUUUUACAAUCCUGACAACUGUGUAAUCCCAGUCUGCAAAUGAAAGGUCUAAAGGUGCAAAAUAAUGUAACAAAAAUGCCCAAAUUCCCAGUUUCCCAAGAGACACGAUCUAAAAUGUGAGACCAUGAACUGAACUGGGACAAAAAUUUAUACCACUGUCAUAGGGCUACUGAACAUGAAGAGUUAAUCUUCAUUAAAAUAUAGUUGCAACAAUUGCAUGCAAGGGUUUCUGUAUAACAGAACAUAUGAGUUUUAAACCACUUGUUUCUUGGGUUGAAAAAUAACACAUUUAAUAAGAAACCACAGUCUUUUUACAUCUUUUUGAGAUGCAUAUUUGUGCUGGGUAUAAAAAGAAUGACAGGGCAUUACAAAUUUGGUUAAAACACUUGUUUAUUUCUAUCAUUAUACAAGUCUAUUCAGUCAGUUGUAUGGAAGCAUAAGUUAUUUCCCAAAUCCCUGCAGUAAAUCUUAAUAGAAAGUAAGCUUUCUCAACAUGCCAUCUCUGAAAUACUGGUGACAUUUGCCUUACUCUCAUUUCUCCUCUUUCCUGUGUAAAAACGCAGAUAGAUGACCAAAUACUCUGGGACAAACUGAAUAUGCCUGUCUUUGUGCUGAAAAUAUUCCAUAAAUCUUUAGGAUGUCCAAAGGUUCUUUAUUGUCCCUGUUUGUAAUCACUUUCUUACUCCUACACA